AAUGAUACACGUGAAAAAGGAAACAGAGAACAACCAUUGAGACACUAGAGGACGUGAAAGGAGGGUAAGCGACAUCCAUCCAUAUAUAUAUCCAUCAUUGUAAGACUCUCGCUAAACACACUCACACUUCAUCACCCACAUCUCAAUCUCUCUAUCUCUUUCAACACCACACACUCAGACACACUUUCUUCCUACCAUGGCCUCCCAACCCACCUGGGCUGAACUUCUGGGCCACAACGACUGGGCCGGCCUUCUCGACCCCCUCCACCCCUCCCUCCGCAACCUCAUCCUCCGUUGCGGCGACUUCAUCCAGGCCACCUACGACGCCUUCAACAACGACAAGAACUCACCGUUCUGCGGCGCCAGCCGCUACGGCAAGACCUCCUUCUUCCGAAAGGUUAUGCUCGACGACGCCGACCACUACAACGUCACAGCGUUCCUCUACGGCACCGCCAGAGUCUCCGUUCCCGAGGCCUUCCUCCUCCACUCGCUCUCACGCGAGGCCUGGGAUCGCGAGUCCAACUGGAUCGGGUAUGUCGCCGUCACGUCGGACAGCCGCUCGAAGGAGCUCGGGCGGAGAGAGAUCUACGUGGUGUGGCGCGGCACCACGAGAGACAUGGAGUGGAUCAACGUCUUCGGCGCCGGCCAAGAGUCCGCUUCCGCACUGCUCAACGCGGAAAGCGUCAAAGAAUUGAAGGCAAGAAACAAGGACGGAAACAGCAGUAGUGACGAUGAAGAUGAUUCAGAAAUACCAAAGGUGAUGUUAGGCUGGCUCACAAUCUAUACCUCAGACGAUCCAAAAUCUCCUUUCACGAAAACCAGCGCGAGAACACAAGUUCUUUCUCACGUGAAAUCCCUGGUAGAACGAUACAAAUCUGAGAAUCCGAGUGUGUUGAUCAUGGGACACAGUCUAGGCGCAAGCCUAUCGAUAGUGAGUGGGUUUGACUUGGUGGAAAACGGGGUAACGGAUGUCCCGGUCACCGCAGUGGUGUUUGGGUCUCCCCAGGUUGGAAACAAGGCGUUCAAUAACCGGUUCAAGAAGAAGGGAAACCUGAAGGUUCUGCACGUGACGAACGUGAUCGAUUUGAUCCCGCACUACCCGGGGAGAUUGUUGGGGUACGAGCACACGGGAGUGGAGUUGGUGAUCGACACGCGGAAGUCGCCGAGCUUGAAGGAGUCGAAGAACCCAAGCGACUGGCACAACUUGCAAGCGAUGCUGCACGUGGUGGCAGGGUGGAACGGGGCGCGUGGGGAAUUUGAGUUGAACGUGAAGAGGAGUUUGGCUCUGGUGAAUAAAUCGUCUUCGUUUCUGAAGGAUGAGAUUGGCGUGCCUGGGUCCUGGUGGGUGGAGAAGAACAAGGGAAUGGUGAAGAGGGAAGAUGGCGAAUGGGUUUCAAAUGCACCAGAUGAGGAGGACGUGCCUGUGCCUGAACAAAUCUAAGCCUAUUAUGGUAGGUUUCAUUUUCUCAUCUUCCUUUCCUCUUUCUAUUUCUAUUUCAGGUAGGAUAACUCUAAUUUCAUUUUUUAUUAUAUUCUCCCUUUCUUUCUCAA
This is a messenger RNA of Vigna radiata var. radiata (mung bean), 1551 nucleotides long. Its product is annotated as phospholipase A1-IIdelta. Lineage: Eukaryota; Viridiplantae; Streptophyta; Magnoliopsida; Fabales; Fabaceae. Gene Ontology annotation, molecular function: glycerophospholipid phospholipase A1 activity. The record is from RefSeq and is a predicted model, not a curated record. The coding region runs from base 197 to 1441 and encodes 414 amino acids. The transcript has 2 exons. Gene Ontology annotation, biological process: lipid metabolic process.